This is a messenger RNA of Astyanax mexicanus (Mexican tetra), 5385 nucleotides long. Its product is annotated as retinoic acid receptor gamma-A. Gene Ontology annotation, cellular component: transcription regulator complex; nucleus. The transcript has 8 exons. Gene Ontology annotation, molecular function: nuclear receptor activity; zinc ion binding; RNA polymerase II cis-regulatory region sequence-specific DNA binding. Gene Ontology annotation, biological process: retinoic acid receptor signaling pathway; regulation of transcription by RNA polymerase II; cellular response to corticotropin-releasing hormone stimulus. The coding region runs from base 873 to 2348 and encodes 491 amino acids. Lineage: Eukaryota; Metazoa; Chordata; Actinopteri; Characiformes; Acestrorhamphidae. The record is from RefSeq and is a predicted model, not a curated record.
GUUUUUUCAGUGUAGAAAGUCAUAGAGAGACACAGAGAGAGAGAGACAAAGAGAGAGAGAAAGAGAGGUAGAGAGAGAGAUACAAAGAGAGAGAGAGAGAGCAAGACAGAGAGAAAGUAGUAAAGAGAGGUGAAGAGAGAGAGAGGUAGACAGAGAGAGAGAGACAGAGAGAGGUAAAAUUUUGUUUGUUUUCAGUUGUAAAACUCUGAAAUAUGACGCAGGGUUGACUGACCGCUCGGCCGGGAAAUAGGAGCUGCUGAAAGUUUGGGCUUUUGCGCCAAUACCCAGCGCAGGGCCCGCCCCUUCCUCCUCCUGCUCCUCCCCCUCCCUAUGAAACCCCUCCCCUCGGUCUGAUGUGGGCUGGGCUUAGCCGUGUUGUCCCAAUGUGAUCGCAGUCUGCACACACUGUCCUGCUGGAGCUCUGAGUGCUGCUGAGGGUUUGAGUCUGAGCUUCCUUCUGUAAAGUAUCUCUACAGUACUUUUUCUGUACAGUACUGUAGAACCACAUUACUGGAGCAGGAGGGGAGAGUGGGUCAAUCUGGAGAACCUGAGAGAAGAUCUGGAGAUCUGGUGGAUGGAACAAGAUCAGAAGACUGUAGGAUAACAGAGUGACAGCAGGGAGAAGUUCUGAUAGGAGCUGGUGAGACAGUAGCUGGUUCUUGGCCAGUUGUUGAGCUAGUUAGUAGUAGAAGUAGGAGAAGAAGCUUGACCUUGAUCCAAAGUAUUGGGCAGAACUUUUUGACCAGUCUGUUGAUUUCUUUUUCUGUCCAAUUUGGAGACUGACAGCAGCCAAGAGACUACUGAACUUGUGAACUGGUAAACCGGCAAAUCAAUAAACUGGUGUCUCAAGCUUCGGUCUAAACCUGGACAUCAUGUUUGACUGCAUGGAGGCUCUGGGUGUUGGUGCCAGGCCCCUCUUCGGCGUGUCCUCCCAGGGUUCCUGCAUGCUCCGCAAGGCCAGCUCCUUCUUCUCUGGCCUGGAACCCUUCGCCUGGUCCAGCAGCACCAGCACCAACCUGCAGUCGGUGGAAACUCAGAGUACCAGUUCGGAGGAGAUGGUGCCCAGCUCGCCGUCCCCGCCCCCUCCCCCGCGCGUCUAUAAGCCCUGUUUCGUGUGCCAGGACAAGUCCUCGGGGUACCACUACGGAGUCAGCUCCUGCGAAGGCUGCAAGGGCUUCUUUCGUCGCAGUAUCCAGAAGAACAUGGUGUACACCUGCCACAGGGACAAGAACUGCCAGAUCAAUAAAGUUACCCGCAACCGCUGCCAGUACUGCCGCCUACAGAAGUGCUUCGAGGUUGGCAUGUCUAAAGAAGCGGUGCGGAAUGACCGGAAUAAGAAGAAGAAGGAUGUGAAGGAGGAGGUGGUCCUGCCUGAAAGCUACGAGCUGAGUGGAGAACUGGAGGAGUUGAUCAACAAAAUCAGCAAAGCCCACCGUGAAACCUUCCCGUCGCUGUGUCAGCUGGGCAAAUACACUACUAACUCCAGUGCCGACCACAGGGUUCAGCUGGAUCUGGGUUUGUGGGAUAAGUUCAGUGAGCUCUCCACUAAGUGCAUUAUAAAGAUAGUAGAUUUCGCCAAGCAGCUGCCCGGAUUCACCACCCUCACCAUCGCAGACCAAAUCACCCUGCUCAAAUCUGCCUGCCUCGACAUCCUGAUGUUGCGGAUCUGUACGAGGUACACCCCGGAGCAGGACACCAUGACCUUCUCGGACGGUCUGACCCUCAACCGAACCCAAAUGCACAACGCCGGGUUCGGACCGCUCACUGACCUCGUGUUUGCCUUCGCUGGCCAGCUACUUCCUCUAGAGAUGGACGAUACAGAGACUGGCCUCCUCAGCGCCAUCUGCCUUAUCUGUGGAGAUCGUAUGGACCUGGAGGAGCCUCAGAAAGUGGACCGGUUGCAGGAGCCUCUGCUGGAGGCGUUAAAGAUCUACGCCAGAAGACGGCGCCCCAACAAACCCCACAUGUUCCCCCGCAUGCUCAUGAAGGUCACCGACCUCCGAGGCAUCAGCACUAAAGGAGCAGAACGAGCCAUCACACUGAAGAUGGAGAUCCCGGGCCCCAUGCCUCCUCUGAUCCGUGAGAUGCUGGAGAACCCGGAGGCCUUCGAGGAUAGCAGCGACUCCGGGGAUAGUGCAGCAGCAGCCGCCCCGCUACCACCCCCCGCCAUCCAGGCCAUCAAACGGGAGCGGGACGAGGACUCGGCACCCGACGAGGAGGAGGAUGAGGAGGAUGACAGCAGGGAAGAGGACAGGGAGAGGGGCGGGGACAGUGAGGAUGAAAACUGGAACCUUCCGCAGGUAGAAGUGGGCGGGGCCAGGAAAAACACCACGGGCAGAGCACAGUGAUUGGUGAAGACUGUUGAAGGUGUGUGAGUGAGUGUGUGUGUGUGUGUGUGCAGGAGUGAUUUUAUGAUAUUUUGGGAUUUAAGAUGUAUAAUUUAUGUGGACCCCAAACAAAAACACCAAACACUACAAAUAUUGCAAAACAACAACAAGCAUUAAUGUAUAGGAAUAUAUAUGUACUGUAUAGCUUAUAGUAAACUGUAUACCCGUAAAGACGGCACCCCAAGAACCAUCAGGGCUGUGUUCAAAAGGCCAGCCCAAAUAAGAUUUUGAUAUCGGCAUAUGUAGAUAGAUUUUUGAUAUCCUGAAAUUUUUAUCUUAUUAUAAUCCAAAUCACAUUGAAGGGUGGUUUAAAAUGAUAUUAUAAUCCGAUUUGUACAGAUGCUUCUCAGUCUGGAUUGCUCAGGAUGCUCAAAUUUCUCGGAUUGCAAUGAACAUUUUGCGUCACUCAUAACGACCUCCUCGCAAUCAAAUCCAGAGUGACGGGUCCAAGAAGAGUGCCAAAAGUUAGUAAUGCUGACCUCCAUACUACAGCAACCCAUGCAGAUACUCAUGUGAUGUUCAGAUAGACAAAUCUGAUAAUAGUGCAGAUGAUAGUGUGAACAGAUCUGAUUUUUGACAUAAUUUCAGAAAAAAGUCUUUAAUUAGAAUGUUUGAAAGUUAAAUUGGAUAUAAACUAAAAACAUAGCACUACAAAUCAGUCUGAAUGAGUCAAAAAGCUAAAAAUCAAAGUGACCAAGACCAGUGCCAUUUAUAUAUCAUAAAGAAAUCAGGAUGCCAAAUAUUUAAAGGGCCCAUACCAUACAACCAGAAUUGUUAUUGUUUUUUUGUUUUUUAAACCUUGUUAAACUAAACUAACUUUUAAUUAAUUGUAAAUGCCUUUACAUUACUCUAAAUACUCUAAGCUGCAUAAGUUUAGGCUGCAAGUUUCAGCUGCUAUGUCAAAAAUGCACUUUAAAAGUGACAGAUUCUUCAUAUACAGUGUUUUUAAGGACGGGUUUAUCCGUCCACAGCCCUCAGUUACACACAGUAACCAGAUGAUGUACAACAUGAAGUGAAACAUGAAAAACAGCACCAUGAAACCUAUCUAUUUUUUAAAAGAUAUAACUAUAAUUCAUUUCUGUAAGAAAAAAAAGAACGUUAGACUGUUCCAUAUAUUGGACCCAAUGGUUUCUUCGUAGUUGGAGUCUUCAUAGGACAGUCCUACUUAGGAUCCGCUCCAUACCUCUCAAGACUGCAGGCUAGACUUUGGGCUUAUGCAGCCUGUAUAUUAUAUUAUAUAUUCAGACUACAGUUACAGUGUUUACAGUGUAGCUUCACCCAUUCACACUGAAACUAUAAGUAGUGUAUCAGCACUGCUUUAUGAAUGGGGCUCUUCAAAAGUUCUUGAAUUGGUAUAUCGGUAGAUUUGGUUUAUUUUCAUUAAAACAUUUUGCUUUUAACACAAAACUAUAACAAUUAAAAAUGUAGGAUAUGGGCCCUUUAAAAUGUUGUAACAAAUACAAACACAGGGAGUAGAAUAUCCCUCAAAAUUCAGUUAAAAAGCAGGUCAAGCAACACAACAGCAAGCAAGGCUAAAACCCAGCUGCCAUCAGAUUUUUAUCGUUAUUGCUUUUUUUCUAUCUUAUGUAACUUUAUUGUUGUUUUUCUUUGCACAUGUGCAGUUAUAUUUAAUAUUCUGCACGCGUGCCAACUUCUUCCACCUGUGUUUUAUGCAUCAUAAUUAUGAUAUGGUUAUGCUACCUUGGUUCAAAACGAUAUAUCACCAACUGGCAACUGGCAGAGCUGCAUUUUAAGCUGAGUUUAGGGCUCCUGAGGGGAUUCUGGGCUUUGAGCAACAUUCUUUUCCUCCAAAUCAUCACUCAAGUUUUCUUUUUUCCUCCGUUUUGGAGGCUCGCCGCUCCACAUUUCAGUUCUCGUCUUUGUCUGAACCGUUGGUCAGGAAGCGAUAUUUGUGUCAGAGCUUAAUUUAAUGGGACGGCUUCAUGUGGAAAACAGAAAGUUCGGCGAAAUGAGAGAUUACUGCAGGGAAGAAAUGCAGAACUGGUUUGGACCAUCAAAGAAGCUUAAACUGGCUAGGAUUCCUGGUGAUACAGCAAAUGAAGACCCUUUACUGAAGCCCCUCCUCUUUUAUCAGACUGUCAAAUCAGAAUUUAACAACGUUAACCAGGGCUGGGCAGGUCUGACAAGCUCUCAGUAUGUGCAAAUAUGUGUUUGAUGACAUGAUAAAUAAAGAGACAGGGCCUACUGAUAUAGCCUACACAGGAUGUUCACGUGUUCAUGUGUACAGUGUGUUAACAGUUAGUUUUGUUACACAUUCUAUGAAUGGUAUGUCUAUUAGAUUCUAUAAACACACAAACAUACUCAUAACAUUAUAAUGCAUUCAUAAGGCAUUAUAAAAUUUCUUUAUAUACAUUGCAGCCAUGUUUUUUAAUGCAUUGUGAUUAUAAUGCAUCAUAAGCUGUACUUGCAAUAUGUUACAUCUGGAUAUGUAUGGACAUCUGACACUUGUACUUAAAGUGUACAACGACACAUUAUAAAACAUUAUAAAUGAAUAUAAGCUAUUAUAUUAUAUAACAUAAGUAUAUUUCAUGAGCAGUUAUAAGUAGUUAUAGCUUGUUUUGUUAAAGCAGCUUUGUUGGUGUUCUUAAUUUUCACAUGAAACAUAUUAUAAACACAGCUGAUUAUCAAUUAUGAUCACAAUUCAUAAUGCAUAAUAAACAUAGCUAUAAUGUCUUCCAUAUUUUUAUAAAUAUUUAUAGCCAUAUUUAUAAUGCUUUAUGAAUGCAUUAGUUUUAUACCAGUGUUAGUUUUCACUGCUUUUUAGAAAGCUGUGCAGCUGUUCAGAAAUCAUUAAUUCAAACAGAAAAUAAUUAAAUCUGUUACGUUACAGAAAGUGAAGUAUUUUACUAACUUUCAUUUAAUGCUGGACUUUUUGACCAAUUUUAGCCAAUGUAACUGAUCUAACUGAAGGCAUGUAGCUAACAGCUUGUUUUUUUAUAUUUGUACUUUUAAGAUUUAUAUAUAUAUAUAUAUAUAU